CCUUAGCCACUGGGAAUGUGGGGAUUCUGGCCGGACCAGGGCCCCACUAUAUAAAGCCCCGAUUCUGGCCGCGAUCACACUCAUUUCUAGUUGAACGCGCCUGCCGACCAGUGGGCAAAUUGAAUCGUUGGCAUCCCGAUCAGGACUCAUCGAUAUCCGCUUAACAAUCACCUUCCACCUGAGAUGGCCAACCACAUGUGGAGCAUCAUCGUGGUUCUGCUGGUGCUGGAGCAGCUGGUGGCCGAAUCCGUGGCGGCCAAUCUCGCCCAGCUGGUGAAGAAGCAGAGUCAGCAGAAGCAGGUCCAAUCCUCGCAGGCGGGACAGCAGCCAGGUCAACAACUGCCACAAGGACAGCAGAUCCAUGCCCAACAGUACGUCCAGGACAACCUGGCCGAGCAGCAGGAUCUCAAGUCUGAGGACGAGGAGGAUCACGAUCCCUACCAGCUGCUGCAAGAGUCGAAACAGGAGUCCCGUCUGCCCAACUCUGCCAACUAUCCCUGGAGUCCCUAUGCCGCACACCAGGGGAAUCCCUACGAGGCCAUGCCCAAGAUGCUGCCCUUCAUCGGAUAUGCCCAGCCAGUGCUCAUCCCCUUUCCCCUGUACUUGGCUCCGGAUAUGUUUUAUCCCGCAUUCUCCGGAGCCUCGGGCAAUGACCUUGAAGAUGUGGUGAUGUCCAGAGCCGCCGGCGGACGACGUCCUGGGGCCAAUCACCCUUCACCUGCUCGCAAUUCACCCAUUUACUAUGUGAGAUUACCGCCCACACCCUAUAUGUUUUUGCCCAACAUGCCGACAUCUCCAUUUGGCGGAGGAUUCUCACCGCUGCUCACCUACCAGCCGAUGCCCUCCUUCUCCGCCUACGGAUCUGUCUUCAAUCUGCCCGUGAACUUUUUGGCCAACGGAAAACCCACUGGAGUGUACCAGGUGAAUGGAUCCCCGGGAGAGGGACUGGCAGCCUUGACACCUGGCUUGGGUGGCGGUGGAUUUGGCAUGCGGCCUCCCACGCCCAGUAAUCCCUACAGACCCAUGACGGCACCUUCGAUGGGUGGUUACGGCGGCCCCCAGCAGAGCUUCGGCCUGGCCUCCAUGCCAGUUCCUCAGCAGGACUCCAAGCUUACGUCCCUGAAGCGCCCCUUCGUGUUCAACGGUCGUCCCGAGGACAUAUACAUCCUGCCCAACAACCUGAGUCCGCUCUACAACGAGCAGAGCUACUACUAAAAGCUCCUUUCGCAAAUGGCUGUGGCACCAACUAAAAGUAUUACGCAUUGCAUUUACUAGAUUCGUAUUUGGAUCUUAAUGAAGCCUAAAAAGUAAUUUAAUAAAAUAUAUAU
Molecule: messenger RNA, 1328 nt
Organism: Drosophila suzukii
Lineage: Eukaryota; Metazoa; Arthropoda; Insecta; Diptera; Drosophilidae
Source: RefSeq, a predicted model, not a curated record